Molecule: messenger RNA, 2429 nt
Organism: Orussus abietinus
Lineage: Eukaryota; Metazoa; Arthropoda; Insecta; Hymenoptera; Orussidae
Biological process (GO): G protein-coupled receptor signaling pathway
Cellular component (GO): membrane
Molecular function (GO): G protein-coupled receptor activity
Source: RefSeq, a predicted model, not a curated record
CAGGUUCGUGAUGAACCUGACGGUCUCCAACCUCUUAACUUGCGCCGUGUUGUCGCCCCUGCUGAUGGUGGACGCGCCGUCUUCGAGAAGCCUCUGCGCCAUCUCCGAGGGAGCCACGGCAUUAGUAACGACCUCUUCGGUCCUGUCCGUGCUACUGAUAGCAGUAGACCAGUACUUCGCCGUAGUGGACCCUCUUCGCUAUCGGACACGCAUAGACAAACUAAAAUGUGGAGUGCUGAUCGGUUCCAUCUGGGUGAUAGCCCUGAUCUUCGGGUUCCUGGCGGGAUUAAAUCCACAUCCUCGAAGUCUCUGGCUCUCCUGCUCCGCCGAGAACGACUCUAUCGCCAUUGACGACGUCCAAACGAGGAUAGACGUCUUCAGGAGGUCAAACUGGACAGCAGGCACCGUCUUCGAGGAACCCCACCUAAAGUUCCAGAAUAUCAGCAAGUUUCCAGGAGAAGACCUGCUAGAAGAGUUCCCAGUUCUCGGCGACGAGCCUCGACCCAGUUGGUGGGAAUACCUGAGUUAUGGUCUGGUGUACACCCUGAGCUACGGCCUCCUGGUGUACCUGGUCCCCUUCGCAGGGGUCUGUUGGACCUAUGUCAGGAUCUACUCGGCAGCUAGAAGAAACUCGGAGAGGACUCGACGCACCGGGUCGAGGCCGAUCCUUUCUUCGGGGAGCCUCUGCGAGGAGUACUGUCCAGUUCGCCAGGACGUAGUGGGCGAGGAGUUCCGUAGGAUCCCGAAGAUCUCCAGUCUGUCCUCCAUCGAGGAGAGCAUCGAGACGAGUCCUAGUCAAAUGCCGCGCAGAUGCUCCGAUCUGAUCCUGUCGACCAGGAAGCCGAUGGAGGACUCCGGCAACGUGGUCUUCACCCUAGGGUGCGGAAAGGUGGACGGUACUUCGGAGAGGUCGAAGGACGUUUCCAGGGUCCCGAUCUCUGUUCUUAAGACGGAGUUCUUGGACAGGAAGGAAGAUAGAACUCCCCAGGACGACCGGAUCAGGAGCAGGUUUCUGGACCGCCCGGAUGAGAGACGGAAAUCCUCCCACGAUCUCAUGUACGAGGAGUCCAUCCUAGCCAGGAGGGGGUCCGGGAAGUCUGGACUCUCCGACUCUUCCUCCGAAGACAGCAGCCAGGAAGACGACACGUCGGCCACCUACAAAGGGAACCACGAGAACCUGGACGGGAUAGAUCUCCGAUGUUUCGACUCUCGGGAAGAGAGAGCUGACGAGGAUCUACCCCGUCCAUCAGGUCGCGACCUUCCUCAGAACAUAGAUAUUAAGGACCCCGAAACGAUCCUAGACGAUUCCCCGGGAAGCGACCCCGAUUUGUGUGCACAUCCGCACAAAUUCGAGGUUGAGGGUGGAAACGGUACCGAGGACUGUACCUCGAUCUGCCCCAGGUUACCCCGGAGUCUCAGGAUGCCAGGAUCGGGCAACAAACCGUACCUUGGGUGUCCCUCCCUUAGCAAAACUGGAUGUCGCGUUGGGAAUGGAGUCCAUCAACGCGUGGAGUGCAGCUUCGACGUCGAGGACGCCGUUGGCAAGAUCCACCAGGGUAUCGCUUUCACGAAGACCGACUCGUCGAACUCUUUGUUUGGGACUGGACCCAAUACUCCUGUCGUGACGAUAACGCCCCCAAAUAAGCUACCGCUUCAUAGGGCCUCCAGCACCAGGAGCACCAGCAGCUACAUCAACUCCUUGAAGUACAGGAUCAGCAACGCGUCCCUUUUCAAGUACAGGGAAGAGACCAGAGCCGCCAGGAUCAGUGCCCUGGUGAUCGUGAUGGGCCUCUUCUGCUGGACGCCCUACGUCGUUAUGCUGAUCCUGAGGAACCUUCCGGUGUAUCCUGAAGAACAGGCCCCGCCACACAAGUAUGACGUGAUCGCCUUGGGGCUUUUGAUCUUGGCUGCCUAUGUCAGUCCUCUGCUCUUCGGGUACCGGUCCAGGAGAGUCAAGAGGGAGCUGCGGAAGAUUUUCUGCUUCAGGAAGGAACUGUCCUACAAGAAUAAUAGGAGUCUCAUGGCGAAAAAAGUACUCAAGCGGAGGCAUAGUGGUGGCACCUUCAAUCAGUUUGAUGUGGAUACCAAGUAUAACAUCUUCAACUGUGUUUAUGGGAAGACAAGAUGGCCCAAAGAGAAGGUGCAGUUUGUCCAGGUUCCUGAUACCGCCCUUGCAGUGGAAACUUGCAGAAGUAGCUUCUCUAGUGGAGCUAGCACGCAGAUAUCCACCACUUCUACCGAGGAGUGUUGAUCUCGAAAGCAGGAACCUUUAUUUAUACUUUAAGGCGGUAUGAAAGUGGUCUUAGAUAAAGAGUUGAUCAUUCGACAUUUUACCAGGCGAAUGUGGAGGCACUAAGAAAGGUUGCGACACCCAUGAAAUUGUAAUUAUCCGGUUUUAUAUAUAUAUAUAUAUAUAACCGGAUAAUUAC